AUGGGUAUCAUGGGCGACCAUAUGUGCAGCGACCAGAUGGACGUCUGCGGCGCCUUGUGCGGAGGAAAGGCCAAAACCAACACAUGCGCCUCCAACAACGAGGGCUACGAUAAUGCCUUCCAGAGCUACACAUACUGCUUCAGUUGCAUGUGCGAAAACGGCAGAUACCCCGAGGACUGGAGCAGCUACCAAGACACUGUCGACACCGUCUCAUGCCGUCGGGCACGUCAAACUGCGGAAACGAUUGGAGUCAAUUCGGCGAGACCUCCGCGAGAUCGACAAACCAGACAUCGGUUGCGACUUUGUCGCGACCUUGUCGGCCUCCGUUACCAGCGCAGACGCGACGAAAUCUACCAGGGCCGGCGCGCCAGUCCCUACUUCUGGGGCGGGACCUGA
Messenger RNA from Lasiosphaeria miniovina, 396 nucleotides. RefSeq lists its product as uncharacterized. The record is from RefSeq and is a predicted model, not a curated record. The transcript is spliced from 2 exons. NCBI's taxonomy places the organism in Eukaryota, Fungi, Ascomycota, Sordariomycetes, Sordariales, Lasiosphaeriaceae. The coding region runs from base 1 to 396 and encodes 131 amino acids.